GGUUUCCUUUAUGAUCCCGGGAUCUCCCACAUCCCUCGCCAGACAUCAGCCAGCAGCACAACUGAACGCAGCUCCCUCUCUGACUCCCUCUCUUUCUCUCCCUCCUCUUUCUCUCUCUCUUUUUCUCUCUCUCCCCUUAACGCACAAACACCUUCUCUGGCUGCAGCUGCACCGCAUACAGAGACCGCAACGCACCGGGUUCCACUCUCAGAGAGAAACCCUCCUGCAGGAGACAAGCGGCUGCAAUUUGCGCGAAGAGGGAUCUAAAUCUCCCCGAGGAAAGGAAGUCUGCUUUGUGUUGCUCCUUUUUUUGUAUUUCUUCCCCUUCUUUUCUACGCGGGUUAGCUCUUCUAUACGUGCCACAAUGUCCGAGGUGCUGCCAUACAACGAGGGCAAAAUGAGCGGCUACGGAGCGGACAGCGAGGUCAGCCAGAUGUCCUUUAGCUGCGGACUGCAGGACACAAGCGCCUUCUUCGCUGCGUCGCAGGCGAAAAGACCCCCAAAGCUGGGACAGAUCGGCAGAGCCAAGCACGUGGUCAUCGAGGACGACCGAAUAGACGAGGUCCUGAAGGGGAUGACGGACAAGUCCUCACCUGGCGUUUAAAGCGUCUCCGAUGGCCUUGCAGACUUUUUUAAUUUCCGAUCACCCGAUUUGAAGCACUUGUCGGCUGUGCAUGUUCGAGGAUUGCAGGAGAGAAAGAGAGAGAGGAGAAGAAGAAGAGGAGGAAGAAGAAGAAGAAAAAAACACGGGCAGCUCUGAACGAGGAUGGGGAUGAUGAAAGGAGGAGAAAAAAGAAGGGGAAUGGACAAAGCUUUGAGAGGGGGGGGAAAGGAAAAGGAAGAGGUGAAGAAAGACUGGUGGACUCUAAGAGGAGGGGGGAGAGAAAAAAAUAAAGACCAAGAUUUAUUGUGGGAUUGCUGGCAAUUCUCCAAAAAGAAUCCCGAUUUUAACUACCGAUGCGCAGCAGGAUGUUGAGAUGGCUGCUGCGCAUCUCAACCUCUGCUGACUUAAAAUAAUGGAUGAACUUGUCGUUUUCCUUCACGAUCAUCUCUUUCUGUUUCUUUUUUUUCUAGAAAUAUAUAUAUAUAUAUAUAUAUAUAUAUAUGAAUAUAUAAAUAUAUAAAAGCGCUGUAAACAACAAAACACUGCAACUAUAGAGGGCCCUAUUGACCAGCCCUAUUUCAAUAAGUUGUACAGUAGGUGAAGCUAUAAGCUCUCAAAACGCCCCGCCUCCCCCUUCUUUCCUCAGCCCUUUAGGCUUUGCUUUGUUGAUCCAGUCAGCCACGGCGCAUUUUAAGGGAGCUGUCCUUUCAGCACUGAUCCAAUGCAUCCCCUGUUGCUGCUAAUGCUUUUACAAGAAGAAGAAGAAGAAGAAGAAAAAAAGAACAGAUAAACCAAACUUUAUUAAAGGAGACUCAUUAUAUGUAUAAAGACAUAUUAUCUGAGGAUGUUGAUAUCUUCUGUAGUAGACACCUCUUCCCCC
Molecule: messenger RNA, 1484 nt
Organism: Poecilia latipinna (sailfin molly)
Lineage: Eukaryota; Metazoa; Chordata; Actinopteri; Cyprinodontiformes; Poeciliidae
Gene: camk2n2a
Product: calcium/calmodulin-dependent protein kinase II inhibitor 2a
Exons: 2
Coding region: 11-604 (197 amino acids)
Biological process (GO): negative regulation of protein kinase activity
Molecular function (GO): protein kinase binding; calcium-dependent protein kinase inhibitor activity
Source: RefSeq, a predicted model, not a curated record